AUGUCGGGUUGCAAUUCCCAUACUUUGGUUGAUCCUUUUUCCGUUAUUUGUUCAAGAGGUUAUUCUUAUAACCUUCUUAAUACUUAUUUGCUAUUCUUAAGACAAGAUGAUAAAGAAAAAUUAAAGGAACUUGGAAUUAUAAUUCAUUCACCCACAUUUAAAAAACGUUUAUUUAAUUAUCCAGACUUAUUAAAACCUUUUCGAGGAAUCAAAUCAAAGAAAAUAACUUUUCUUGAAAAAUAUAAGGAAAUCAGAAAGUUAACUAUGGGAACAAAUUAUAGUUUCAGUCAUUUAUUACCUAUAUCCAAAAUAAUUUUGGAUCAUCCAGAGUUGAUAUCUGACCUUAAAAAGCCUACGUUAAAUUCAUCUUUUGAUGAUUAUUCCAACCCUAUUUAA
Molecule: messenger RNA, 396 nt
Organism: Funneliformis caledonium
Lineage: Eukaryota; Fungi; Glomeromycota; Glomeromycetes; Glomerales; Glomeraceae
Source: the annotation of a GenBank genome assembly